UUGUAUAGGACACCCUUUGGAUACGGUUCGGGUCGUGCAACAAGUUAAGAACGUCAACCCGUUCGUAGCUACCGGGGAGAUUUACAAACAGCAUAGAUUUUCAGGCUUCUACAGGGGAAUGAUGUUUCCCGUGUUAAGUAGCGGCGUGGUUAAUUCGGUGGUAUUCGGCGUUAAUGGAAACACCAUGAGAUACAUACAAACGCAUUUCAGAGACAACGUGUCGGAAAAUGACCGCUUGGUCCGUGUUUGUUGUAACUCUGAAAGUUUGCACAAAUACUGGCAUCUGGACUAUUUCGUUUCAGGUUGCGUUGCAGGAUUUUUCAGCACCCUAAUCAACAUACCGGUGGAACUUGUAAAAACCAUGCUUCAAGCAUCGAAUAUAUCUACACGCCCGACGGUGAGUUCGGAAAUUGGUCCGAUACAACUAACUCGAAUACUGUACAGACAAAACGGUAUACGUUCAUUAUACAGCGGAGGGAUCGUACUACUGCUCAGAGACGUACCCGCUACAGGGAUUUAUAUGUUGUCUUACGAACACAUUUGCUGUUUGUUAAGGUAUCAAACCGAAGAGCAACGGAAACCUGACGACUCGUUCUCGUGGUCUAUACAAGUAUUUGCCGGUGGCAUGGCUGGCGUAACCAGUUGGGCGAUGAUAUUGCCACUGGAUGUUAUCAAAACGAAAAUGAUGACCGAUAGUGGGAAUAGUCUUUACAACGGUAUUUGGGAUUGUAUUAGAACCACAUACAAAAGCGGCGGAAUAAUGCAAUUUUAUCAAGGGUUUUGGGUAACGUGUUUGAGAGCUUUUCCUGUCAACAGUGUCGCAUUUUUAGUCUACGAGUUUUUAUUGAAGACUUGUUCGGAUCCCGUAAAUGAGUCAACCGAUAUUAAAACAAAACAAUCAAAAUGGCUCGAAUAA
This is a messenger RNA of Adelges cooleyi (spruce gall adelgid), 916 nucleotides long. Its product is annotated as solute carrier family 25 member 45-like. Gene Ontology annotation, biological process: mitochondrial L-ornithine transmembrane transport. The record is from RefSeq and is a predicted model, not a curated record. The transcript is spliced from 5 exons. Gene Ontology annotation, molecular function: high-affinity L-arginine transmembrane transporter activity. Lineage: Eukaryota; Metazoa; Arthropoda; Insecta; Hemiptera; Adelgidae. Bases 119 to 916 code for a protein of 265 amino acids. Gene Ontology annotation, cellular component: mitochondrion.